ACACAGACUAUGCAGGCAACAAUGGAUCAAUGAUCAUGCGGUGUUCUGUGGCCGGGUCACGUGACUUUCUUCCAAACCACCGCCUAAGUCCCAAGAUAUCAACCAUACUGCUGACUUGUCACUCCAUACCUGCCACGUAGACUUGGACAACCGUUUGGCCGCCUCGUCAUAUUUGUAUAUGGUUUCUUGAUUCAUCGUUCUCUCUACAAAUCACAUUCUACAAAAUUCCAUAUAAAUAUCAUUCGGUGCUUCACCGUCAUAAAUCUUUCCAAGUUCAUCACUCCACGAGAAACCUCAGCUCCCUCCUCACGGAAAACCUAUACAUACACAUCCACAUCUCUCCUCUCUCUGUGUAUAUAUAAAUCUUGUGUCACCGUAAAUAUCAUCGAAAAAUAACAAUGAGCAAGCUCAUAAAUUUAUAUACAUUAUUCUUUCUUCUUCUUCAAAUUUGUGUUGUAUAUCCAAUGCUGGACCCCAUUGAUUUUCUUGCUCUCCAAACAAUCAAAAAAUCACUGCAUGACUUGCCGGGUUCUAAUUACUUCGCUUCUUGGGACUUCACCGGCGACCCAUGCAACUUCGCCGGCGUGUAUUGCGACGGCGACAAGGUGAUUUCUCUGAAUCUCGGUGACCCACGUGCCGGUUCGCCGGGACUCACCGGCCAUCUUGAUCCGGCCAUCGGAAAACUCAGUUCUCUGGCGGAAUUCACCGUCGUUCCGGGGAGAAUUGUCGGGACCAUACCGUCGAACUUUUCGGAGUUGAAGAAUCUUCGGUUUUUAGGUAUUAGUCGGAAUUUUAUCGCCGGUGAUAUUCCGGUGGGUCUUGGGGAGCUCCGGCUGUUGAGAACUUUGGAUUUGAGCUAUAAUCAGCUCACCGGAAUAAUACCUUGGUCGGUGGGGAGUUUGCCGGCGCUGACUAAUGUCAUUCUGGGUCAUAAUAGUCUCUCCGGGUCAAUUCCUCGGUUCGGGUCACAAAUGCUUACCCGACUUGAUCUCAAGCAUAAUGAAUUAUCCGGGUCAAUCGGUCCGGAUCAUCUUCCUCCCUCGCUGCGAUAUCUUUCGUUGUCGAUGAACCGGUUUAGCGGUCCGGUGGAUCGGGUUUUGUCUUCCAUGACCCGGUUAAACUUUUUGGACCUCAGUUUGAAUCAGUUUUCGGGAAGUAUUCCGGGUUCUCUAUUCACAUUUCCUAUGUCAAAUCUUUUUCUACAAAGAAAUUUAUUUACCGGGCCGGUUCAACCAAAUGAUCAAGUCCGAAUUUCAACGGUGGAUCUUAGUUUUAAUCGUUUAUCGGGUCCAAUAUCACCGUUAUUCUCUACGGUUCAAACUCUUUAUCUCAACAAUAAUCGGUUCAUGGGUCAAAUACCACGUACAAUUGUAGACCGGGUGCUCGACUCUAGUAUACAAAUUGUAUAUCUACAACAUAAUUAUUUAACCGGGAUUGAUAUUAAUCCAACGGUUGAGAUUCCGGUUCAAAGUUCAUUGUGUUUGCAAUAUAACUGCAUGGUGCUUCCGGUUCAGACUCCUUGCCCUCUGAAAGCUGGGAAGCAAAAAACUAGGCCAACUGAGCAGUGCAUUGUGUGGAAUAGAGGGGUAAAUUAGAAUUAUGAUUAUUUUAUUUAUUUAUUUAUUGUUGUGAGAAGUUGUAGUUUGAUGAAUUUUGUGAACAUUUUCAGUAAUUGGAAAUAAAUAUUGCUGGGGGUGUUAUAUAGAGAAAAUAAGGAUUUGUUAAAUUUA
This is a messenger RNA of Daucus carota subsp. sativus, 1730 nucleotides long. Its product is annotated as LRR receptor-like serine/threonine-protein kinase ERL1. The record is from RefSeq and is a predicted model, not a curated record. Bases 399 to 1595 code for a protein of 398 amino acids. The transcript has a single exon. Gene Ontology annotation, molecular function: protein binding. NCBI's taxonomy places the organism in Eukaryota, Viridiplantae, Streptophyta, Magnoliopsida, Apiales, Apiaceae.